GCGCUGCUCCGGGCCUGAUGGACCCGGUUACCGGCUCCGGUUCUCUCCGCCACAAGGAGGCGGACUGCGGGGACGGCCGGUGCGCGUGGGCGCGCUUCUCCUCGUGGUUGGAGUGCGUGUGUGUCGUGACCUUCGACCUGGAGCUCGGACAGGCCUUAGAGCUGGUGUUUCCUAAGGAUGUGAAGCUCACAGAAAAAGAGGAUGCAUUGGGGACACUCAGUUCAGCUUCCGGUUCCGUCAGUCUGUCGGUCGAAGAGGGAGGCCCGCCCACCUGCAUCAGAGGAGGCGUCCCAUUGUGUUUAUUGUUAUUCUAUUUCAGACAGGUGAAGGAUGUUUCUGUGAAGAGAGGAUACUUCCAGAAGUCCCUGGUGCUGGUCUCCAGGUUGCCGUACCCUCACCUGUUCCACUCGCUGCUGCAGAUCGUGGCUCCGGAGUUCUUUGAGAAGCUGGCGCCGUGUCUGGAAGCAGUGUGUAACGGGAUCGACCAAUGGCCUUCGCCCGCACCUGGACUCACCCUCAACCUGCCUGUGAUGGGCGUGGUCUUACAGGUUCGGAUCCCAUCCAUCACGGACCCGGCCGGAGGGAGUCCAGUCCGGCAGCAAGAGAACCUCCUGCCGGCUCCCACUGUACUGCCCACCCUCCACGAGCUGGACCUCUACAGGUGUUUCCAGUCGGUCCUGGUUCACCUGCAGAUGUUCUGGGAGCUGAUGUUGCUCGGGGAACCGGUGGUCGUCAUGGCGCCGUCUCCCACCGUCUCCUCGGAAACCGUGCUGGCUCUCGUCAGCUCCAUCAGUCCUCUGAAGUUCUGCUGCGACUUCCGUCCCUACUUCACCGUCCACGACAGCGAGUUCAGGGAGUACACCACCCGCACCCAGGCCCCGCCUAACGUGGUUCUGGGAGUCACCAAUCCGUUCUUCAUCAAGACGUUUCAGAACUGGCCUCAUGUCGUCCGACUGGGAGAAAUCAAGAUGGCGGGUGACCUCCCCAAACAGGUGAAGGUGAAGAAGCUGUCCAAGCUGAAGGCCCUGGACACAAAACCAGGGAUCUACACGGCGUUCAAGACCUUCCUCCACAAAGACAAGCUGCUUCUGAAGCGCCUGCUGAAGGGGAUCCAGAGGAAGAGGCCGUCCGAGGUGCAGAGCGCCAUCUUGAGGCGCCACCUGUUGGAGCUCACGCAGAGCUUCAUCAUCCCGCUGGAGCGCUACAUGGCGAGCCUGAUGCCGCUGCAGAGGUCGGUGACGGCGUGGAAGACUCCUCCUCAGAUCCGACCCUUCAGUCAGGACGAGUUCAUGUCCUCCCUGGACCACGCCGGGCCUCAGCUGACCUCGGUGCUCAAAGGUGAUUGGAUGGGACUGUACAGGAAACUGGAGAGUCUUCACCUGGAGGUCAUCUGUGAUGCUGACCUGGUGGGUUGGACUCGAGACAAGUCUGAGGUGGAACUCGUGGACUUGAUCCUGAAGCUGAGAGAGAAGCUGGUGAAAGCUCGUCGGCAGCGUCUGCAGCUGAAGGACGGAGUCCUGCAGCAGCUGGAGGUCUUCAUGGAGUCCGUCAGCAGCUCGCUGCCCCCAGACCUGCAGGCGCUGCUGAGCACACCGAGUACUCAGAGUACUUAGUGUGUACUCAGAGUACUCAGUGUGUACUCAGAGUACUCUGAACACUUAGUGUGUACUCUGUACUCUGAGUACUCUCAUCUUACCUUUCAUUAUAAAAUCUCCACCAAACUAAA
Messenger RNA from Pseudoliparis swirei, 1726 nucleotides. RefSeq names its product DENN/MADD domain containing 6B (gene dennd6b). The transcript is spliced from 19 exons. NCBI's taxonomy places the organism in Eukaryota, Metazoa, Chordata, Actinopteri, Perciformes, Liparidae. Bases 18 to 1613 code for a protein of 531 amino acids. Gene Ontology annotation, cellular component: recycling endosome. The record is from RefSeq and is a predicted model, not a curated record. Gene Ontology annotation, molecular function: guanyl-nucleotide exchange factor activity.